Messenger RNA from Erinaceus europaeus (western European hedgehog), 3390 nucleotides. RefSeq names its product RALBP1 associated Eps domain containing 2 (gene REPS2). The coding region runs from base 315 to 1883 and encodes 522 amino acids. Gene Ontology annotation, molecular function: protein binding; calcium ion binding. Gene Ontology annotation, biological process: endocytosis; endosomal transport. Gene Ontology annotation, cellular component: cytoplasm; plasma membrane. The transcript is spliced from 17 exons. The record is from RefSeq and is a predicted model, not a curated record. NCBI's taxonomy places the organism in Eukaryota, Metazoa, Chordata, Mammalia, Eulipotyphla, Erinaceidae.
ACCCCGUACUGGAGCACCAGGGAGCCACCGGUGUACGCACAGAGGCUCUCCAGGGACUUUCUGUGGCUUACUUAGCUCUACCUGUGAAAUCCUUGUGAUUUCAUAAUGCAUCUUGUCUCAUUUUCUUGUUAUGAAAUGGGGUUUUCAGCAUUUUUUUGGUCUGUUUUCAGAUCACAGAACUGUGUGGUGCAAAGCGGGUUGGUUAUUUUGGUCCGACGCAGUUUUAUGUUGCCUUGAAAUUAAUUGCUGCAGCACAGUCUGGCCUCCCUGUGCGGAUAGAGAGUAUCAAAUGUGAAUUGCCACUGCCACGAUUUAUGAUGUCAAAGAGCGACGGCGACAUAUGUUUUGGAAACCCCACUGAACUGCAUGGGACUAAGGCUCAGAUUCCAAAUGUAGCCACAGAAAAGAACACCUUCACAAGACUGGAUGAUGAGGAUAAGCAGCAGGAAGCACAGUCUCCCACGAUGUCACCCCUCGCCUCCCCUCCUUCUUCCCCGCCUCAUUACCAGAGGGUGCCCUUGAUCCAUGGCUACAGCAAACUGCGAAGCAGCACGGAGCAGAUGCACCCAGCUCCUUAUGAAGCCAGGCAGCCCCUUGUCCAGUCGGAAGGACCAUCAUCUGGUGGCCCUGGAGCCAAGGCCCCUCGACAUCAGGCUUCUCUUAUCCGGUCCUUUUCAGUGGAGAGAGAGGCACAGGACAGCAACAGUAACUACCCGGACGAGCCCUGGAGGAUAACAGAAGAGCAGCGCGAGUACUAUGUGAAUCAGUUCCGGUCUCUUCAGCCGGACCCGAGUUCCUUCAUUUCAGGUUCUGUGGCUAAGAACUUCUUCACUAAAUCAAAGCUGUCCAUUCCAGAACUCUCUUAUAUAUGGGAGCUCAGUGAUGCUGACUGUGAUGGAGCCUUGACCCUGCCUGAGUUCUGUGCCGCCUUCCACCUCAUUGUGGCCCGGAAGAACGGCUACCCACUGCCCGAGAGCCUGCCUCCAACUCUGCAGCCAGACUACCUGCAAGCAGCUUUUCCUAAGCCCAAGUGGGAGUGUGCGCUGUUUGAUUCUUACUCUGAGUCAAUGCCAGCAAGCCAACAAGCCCGUGACUCGAAUAGGAUGGAGAAGGCAACUAUUAAAGACGCAGCAGCUGACUUUCCUGCCCCCACCCAAGCUACGACUGGUGAUGACAGUCAAGCUUUGAAAAGCACUGCAGAUGAAGCCUUACCCAAAGACAUGUCCAAGGAUCCAGCCAUCCCUAAGGAUUCCAGCAGCCUCAAAGCAAGACCAAGAUCCAGAUCUUACUCCAGCACCUCCAUAGAAGAAGCCAUGAAAAGGGGUGAGGACCCUCCCACUCCCCCACCACGGCCACAGAAAACCCAUUCCAGAGCCUCGUCCUUGGAUCUGAAUAAAGUUUUCCAGCCCAGUGUGCCAGCUACUAAAUCAGGAUUGUUACCGCCACCACCCGCACUUCCUCCAAGACCUUGUGCAUCACAGUCAGAGCAAGCACUUGACGCUGAAUCGCACCCUCAGCUGAGCAGAGCCCCCUCGCAAGCUGCGGAAAGUAGUCCCACCAAGAAGGACACACAUGCUCAGCCACCAUUAAAGCCUAUCCGUAGGAAGUUCCGAACUGAAAAUCAAGCUACAGAAAACCAAGAACCUUCUGCCACUGUAGGUGGACCGAGUUCUGCAGCAACUGCGAAGGCCCAUCCAACAGUCCAAAAGCAAUCUUCCAAACAGAAGAAAGCUAUUCAGACUGCUAUCCGCAAAAAUAAAGAGGCAAAUGCAGUACUGGCCCGGCUGAACAGUGAGCUCCAACAGCAGCUCAAGGAAGUUCAUCAAGAACGGAUUGCUCUGGAAAACCAAUUGGAACAACUUCGCCCAGUCACUGUGUUGUGAUCUCCCUUCCCCAAGAUUCAAGUAACAGUGGGUGACCUUUUCUGCCAAGAUUCUUCAUUUGAAUGUUUGAGCCUAGCUUUGUUAUAGGUGUCUGACCACGUCAAAAGCUGUGAGCAGUGAUUAUUAAUCAUAUCACUUUUCCUCUUGUACUUCACUUGUACAUUUUACUGUGGUAGAAAAAAUUACAACUGACUUUCACACUUUGAACUGUAAUUACCAGUGGAAUUUCUCUCCCAUUCAUAAGUACUUCAUCAAGGUGUUAGAUAUUGCUCCUUACCAAAAAUCAAUCUUCUUAGCACAUAAAAAUUAAUUUAGAGCAUUAUUUAUUUAAAGAAUUUAUGAUUUAUACAAAAUCUGAUAACCCAGUUAAUUCAGGAUGGUAGUUUUAUUUUUGUGUGUGUAUAUACACACAAACAUGUAUAUCAUAUAUAGUAGGUUGGUCUCCUGAAUAAUUGGAAUUCCAGCUAGAUAGUCUUGCAUGAUUAUAAUAAAAAUCAAACAAAAGCCUCAGAUUUAGACUGGCACUGUGCCCUCCACCACUAUAUGCCAAAACUUGCUUCUCUAGUGCCAUUUUGAUAUUAUAUCUAGCUAUAAAUAAUACAUGACUAUUGCUUUCUGUUGAGUGUCAAGGACUUAUUAGAUUUUCCCACCUUUGUAAAGUGGAAGUUCUGUCAAUGAUCUAUUUAACUCAGCCACCCUAGGCCAUCAAUUCCAACAACUCAGUCCUUUCCCAUGAAGUUUUGUGCAAGAACACUGGGUUUUAACUGCCUCACCCAAUCAAAUUAGAACAGCAGCUGCCAGCUCUCUACUUUUAUCCUGCAUGGGAUAACGUUUCUGUGAAUGCAUGAAUUUGGAAACUACACAUCGAAUAUGAAAGGCUGAUGAUAGUGUUUGGAUUGGUGAAUAGUUGUUGUUUGAACCCAGUUAUUCAAACUGGGGGAGGGAGGGAGAUGGUUGCUAUGAACAAUCUAACAAACCUUGGGCAUUAUUUUUGUCUUUGUUAUUUUAACCCGGAUUGUGAGUACAUUGGGUAUGAAGAAGUAAUGGAAGAAAGCCAGUCAGUCCUCACACUGGAUGGACAACUGUUUUGCCCUCUGUGAAAUGCACCUUUGGCAAAUGAUUGCUUCAUACGCUUUCCAGAGGAGCCAGGUGACUGCAGCAUACGUGAUGUACAGCUUCAAGCUUCCCUUUUGAAGCCAGUGUACUAGAGGAAUAUAAGUAGCUAAGGCUUCUGAAAGUCCGAGAUGAAGAUGGAAACUGACCAACCCUCACGGGGAUCAGAGCACACCAGCUUUCAUAGCAUUUUGAAAGACAGAUGGCAAGCAAUGCUGUCGUACACAUUUUGCUAAUUUAUUCAUUCUUAGGGUAGAGGUAUGGCUGUGCCUAGUGUCCUUUGUGAAGGGGUCUAGGGUAGAUUUGCAGUAUGUGGGAUUAAAUCUUUGAUUUUAGUAGAGGCGAGAUCUUUUAGGGAAAGGCAGUAAUUUAAUGCUUAUUGGAGAGACUCAAA